AGCGAAGACAUUUUCGACCGAACACGGUGCCUGCCUUUCUGCGCGUAUCGAACUACGCUGGGCCGCUUCGUUUUUGUUUUUUUCGGGGAGACGGAAGCGAUUGUUAUCCUCUGUGCCGCCACGAAGCCCUCAAGAGAAACAGAUAAAGUACCAACCCCCAUACCAAAACACCAAUUCAUAGAGCAAUACGCAAUCUUCGUUCCAUAGAACGCACGGCACAUCCAUAGCAUAAAGUACGAACAAAGCAUCUUUCUUAGUCCCCCUUUUCUGGAAGACGAAAAAGAGCGUUUCUGUUUUUGCACUGGUUUUCACUGAAGACUAUCAUCAUCGAGGAAACGACCCACACUGACAGUGGGCACUCUAGCGACAAUAGCAACUGCUGCGGCAGUUUGAGCAGUCCUGAUCUACUGCGCAUGAUGGCCGCGUCGCCAGCCUUUCUGCAGCUGGCAAGCAGCGCCAUUGAAAACGAAAUUCGCACCUAUUUUCCCGACACCGCGUUGUACCGGCGUCUGUGCUGGGGCGGCCUCGACGGGGGUCGCGAGUAUUUACACCGUGAGUUUUCGCCGGACCCACGAACAGCUCGUAGAUGGGAAGCGAAAGUAAAAGAUUCCUUUUGCGGAGAAGGCGACACGAAGACAGCGUCGCUUGGGCAAUGCGCACGCACAUCAACGUCCCCACCGAGAGCUUGCCCGCCGCUAAAGCGGAGACGCACCAACAUCGUGGAGGAGCUCCAAAAAGGUCUCCGAUCGAUGGACAACACUGACCCAAGUGACGGCCGCCUGCCAGGUGCACUGCUGUCGAAGAAGCAGUCCGACGUCUCGCAAGUAUACCCACAAUCUUCUUCCGCGCAAGCUGAUUCUGCAGUGAACUCCGCCGUCACAUCUGCUCCUUUCGCGGUGACGUGCCAGCGCUGCACCUCACGUGUCACUUCCACCUAUCCAUGUCAUGUAAUGAAAGGCUACGUGGUACUGUGGGCAGAAUCCGUUGUGGAGGUGAGCUGCGUGCCGAAGCAGCAUCGUUUUUUUGACUCCGAAGCGGGUCCAAUGCAGCCGUUAUCGGCAUCAGAAACGGCAGCAACAGCUGUCACGGGGGAAAGCGGAAAGUACGUCAUAAAAUGGGGAAAGCCCGCGGGCAGCGCAGUGAGUUCUCUCCUUUUUCUUGGUUUGCGCCCUCUUCUGCGUCGGCGCACAUACACUGUCGCAUCAGCUCCACGCUGUGUGAGUGCCUUCGCCGCUGAAGUUGAAAGAGAGGACGUGAACAGGUGUAAAGUGGAGAAGCGGGGAAGAACUGCUACUGCCGAGACAUCGAAGCUGCCGUCGUACACCACGGGACACUUCACGCUUCACUCCCUGCACAUUGCCAACGACGACGCCGUCACACACGUGCGUCCGGCCUCGUUUGCUCUCCAGUCUGUCUUGCAGCCCGGCCUGCCAACGGCGCUGGAGUGCUACCCGCGCCACAUGAUUCAUUUCGGCCUGUUGUGCUUCGCGGCGUGGCGCGCAACACCCGAUAUGUGGCGUACUUUGAUGGAGGGCCGAAACGAAGGUGAGGAAAGCACGGCGACAGACCCCAACGGUCGAACAGAUAAGAGAAUCGGGAAGCCGUUUUUUUGGGAGAGUUUAGUGCCGCACUCCGCAGACGACGCCGUUCUCAUUCUUGGGCUUGGUGGCAAUGUGCUGGGCGCGUGCCUGGACGCGGUGCUGCCGUCUGUCGUGCCGUUGCACACCGUAGAAGUGGAACCCGCCGUUCUGCAGGCGUGCGAGGAGCACCACCAGUUUCCCCCGUGCGGUGCCUCUUCCAGCCCAGUGAACGGUGGCAAAAGGUCGACAACUGGCUUAAAAGGUACCGGUUCGAAGGGAGCAGCAACAGCAACCUCGGAAAGGAUGCGACCACAGCGUGUUCUUAUGACGUCGCCGAACAUGUGGCGCGAGAUGGUUGACCAGAUCGAUAAGGAGAGCGGAUCCUCGCUUGUCUUCGCCUCGCUUCGUCAAGGCAACAGAAUUCCAAAUUGUACGAACGCUUUGGGUGACGCCGCAAACCAAAGCUGGGAUAUAGAACAGGCAGUUCCGGGUGAAGGAGUGACCUCUUCAACAUGUGCGAAAGCAACCGCUUCGGGCAACGCGAGUCCUCCGGCGCUGGUACGACGUUCUGCGUCGCCUUGCACGGAGCAUCAUGGUGAAUACCUCUGCUUCCUGCAAGAUGCCUACGCCUUUCUUCGUCAGGCCCCACACGUCAGCGCAUCCCGAGAGCGUCCCAAAGCUCCUCUCUCGACGCCGUCUGGCGCGCCGCGCAACUCCUCAAAGAAAGGCAUGAAGCGAAACGCUGCUGCAACCCGAACCGGCCCUUCACGUGUUUCAUCCUUCUCUUUUCUGAAGGCGGCAGCACAGAAGAAAGCAAAAGAAUUACUGAAUGGUGAGCUGCGGAGCAACUCAGGUGCUCAAAUUUCCGUCCCUGCUGUGGCUUGCUGCACACCGGUGCAGUACAGCAUGAUCUUUCUCGACUGUUACGACCCCGAUCGAGAGCACAUGAUGCACGAGGGCGGGCUUAUCGAUUUAUGCGCACGGCGGCUGCGACCAGGAGGCGUGCUGCUCGUGAACGCACACGUGCUGCCUACUGCCGCGAACCUGGAGCGUGAUUUCCUGACGCGCGGCUUUGCGACGGUGCAGGCGCUACGCGUGUCUGGAUGCACGCAAACAGUGGUGGUGUGUGUAACGCCAGACGCCGAAAUGGACCAAAAAGGUGGCAAAACCCAAAGGGAAGAGAAGUGUGCUCGCUUUACGAUGCAUCAGCUACAGCAGCUAGCGCACCAGCUGAACGCGUUGUGUGUCGGCUCACCGCCCCCUUGGCAACACGCGACUAGACAAGCUGCAGCAACGCCUUCACAUGGGCUGCUGAGGUCUGGCUUUCUGCUGGAUGCGUCUUGGCUCAAAGCGUGCCGCCGCAUGUCUGUCUCACAGGAGACAAAGAAGAAGGACGCCGAAGUCGACUUCCGUGUGUGGCAGCAUUACUUUUAG
This is a messenger RNA of Leptomonas pyrrhocoris, 3014 nucleotides long. RefSeq lists its product as hypothetical. The record is from RefSeq and is a predicted model, not a curated record. NCBI's taxonomy places the organism in Eukaryota, Euglenozoa, Kinetoplastea, Trypanosomatida, Trypanosomatidae. The transcript has a single exon. The coding region runs from base 417 to 3014 and encodes 865 amino acids.